This is a messenger RNA of Trichoderma asperellum CBS 433.97, 1296 nucleotides long. RefSeq lists its product as uncharacterized. The record is from RefSeq and is a predicted model, not a curated record. Lineage: Eukaryota; Fungi; Ascomycota; Sordariomycetes; Hypocreales; Hypocreaceae.
AAGUUACACGAAGUUGCAAUUUGAAGCGGGGCGUGCUGUCGUGGAUUACAUAUCAAGUAAAAAGAGGUCUUUGAGAACAAAAUUGUUCUAUCUACAAAUCCUCCGCUCCGGCUGGCUUUCUUGCCUUGUAGUUGCGUAAGCUCGUAUAUGCGCUAUUCCUUCGCUACAUCGGUGCAUUAUGUUGAGUUGGAAUGCUGUGCAGUAUCGCCAACAUUUGUCAGCUUGCUGCCCCUUCAUCAUUGGUGCUGAAUCAGGUAGAACUCUCAAGGCAGGGACAAGGGAAUGAUAUAUUUAAAAGGAGACCAGAAGUCCGUGAUGCCAGGUCCAUCUUGCGCCCCAUCGUCUACUAGAUCUUUCAUCAUCAGCUAAGACUUAAAUCAAUUCACAAGCUCUCUAGCCUACAACCAAUUUUCCGAUAACUCGAUACACUUUCAUCUAAAUGGAAGAAAUGGAGGCGAUCAAAGUGUUGGGAGUUCACGGGCCCAACGCUGGCAAAGUUAUUCUCCUCUGUGAGGAGCUAGGACUGCCAUAUGAUACCGAAUUGAUCCCACUUACCGACGUCAAGAAUCCCAAGUACGUCGCCAUCAACCCGAACGGGCGGCUACCGUCUAUCCAGGACCCAAACACAAACCUCACGCUGUGGGAAUCGGGCGCUAUUAUCGAGUACUUGACAGAGAAAUACGACAACGACCAUAAGCUAAGCUUCGUGCCGGGCACAGUUGAGGCGUACCACGCUCGUCAAUGGCUCUUCUAUCAGACCACUGGCCAGGGACCAUACUACGGGCAGGCGAUGUGGUUUAUUAUAUAUCAGCCGCUUCCUGAGGCGCGUGAGCGCUACGUUAAGGAGGUUAACCGCGUAACAGGAGUACUGGAGGGACACCUGGCAAAGCAGAAGCCUGACGCGGACGGAAACUCCUGGUUCGUAGGUGGCCGCCUCUCCUACGUGGACAUCGCCUUCUUUACGUGGCAGCACACAGCCGAGCCGCGAAUUCCGAACGAGGAGUUCAACCAGGAUGACUACCCGCAUGUCAAGAAGUGGCUUGACAACAUGCUUGCGCGCCCGAGUGUGAAAAAGCUCUUGAAGCUCCAAGAAGCCAAAUAGGCUGUGGCAAGGGAGAGGGGGUCUCUGUCUUACACAGUCGAGUCACUGCUUUGAGGUGGGUGGAGAUGAAGACAGAGCAUAUUGAAGCAAGAUGAUGAAUACAUAUUCUUGCCUUGUGCGCCUCCUGCCUGAUCUCGUGUGUUAUUAUAUCCCAUCAGGGGCACAGGUUGGACCUCAAAAAGGUCUCCCAGGUC